Messenger RNA from Aspergillus alliaceus, 1484 nucleotides. Its product is annotated as C2H2-type zinc finger protein. Gene Ontology annotation, molecular function: RNA polymerase II cis-regulatory region sequence-specific DNA binding; DNA-binding transcription factor activity. The record is from RefSeq and is a predicted model, not a curated record. Bases 579 to 1379 code for a protein of 266 amino acids. NCBI's taxonomy places the organism in Eukaryota, Fungi, Ascomycota, Eurotiomycetes, Eurotiales, Aspergillaceae. Gene Ontology annotation, biological process: regulation of transcription by RNA polymerase II. The transcript has a single exon.
GGCUUGUACCUGUCAGGGUGUUGAUUGUUCUUGCUCUCUUCUGACCGUUCCUUCAUAACGAAACUCCGGAACACGACCGGUCCAAUUUGCAACCACCGUUAAGUAUCAUUUUGUCACCUAUCGGAAGUGAUCGGCGGCGUCAGUCAUAGAGUGAGAAAAAGAACAAAUAUAAAUCGCCUGUCCACUCCAUUGUCUAGUGUUUGGGGGUGGGGUCAAUCGGGUUCUUGCCACUAUCCAGAAAGUGUGAGGACUUCUCGGGAUUCUAUCCAGCUAAAAUCGACUACGUUGCCAAGAAAGCCUCGAGUUCCACCGGGGUUUCGUCAGGUCUGCACCUAAGUGCCUGUCGAUAGAUCUGGUGCGUGUUACACGAAGAGGGAGGACAAACAUCCUCGAAGACAUUUUCCGUGAGUACUUCCGUUUGCUAUCUUUCUCCUGCCCUCUCGAAAUUUGGGAACGUACCCUUUUUUUCUCAAGCACCCACCAAGGCGACGAAACAAGACAAAAGAAGGAAAGAAAGAAAAAGUCCGUCCAGCUGAUCGUUCUUAGUUUUCCCUUGUCAGAUCUUUCAGGUGCAGGAAAUGGCGAACCGUAAGGCAGGCUUCGUGUCCAUUCUAAACAAUGAUGAUAAUCCAUCAUUCACGGUGCGAUCAAGCCCCCGGUUAUGCAGACACCAUUCCAGUUCAUCAUACCCUUAUCCGUCCGAGCCGCGGCGAGAGACGUCGGGCUCGUAUCAUCGCUAUGGGUAUGCACACUCCGACUCCUUCCCGGUGACCCGGCAACCGUUCGAUCCCGUGUCGGGAGCUGCACAGCCCACGUCCCCCGGGUCGUCUGAUUGCUCCUAUGACUACAUGAGUGCUGGAUCCGGCUAUUAUUAUCCAUCUAGUAGGCAGGAGCCCCAUGUCUACCAACCGGCUGCAGUGGGAACCGCGACGACAACCGCUGAGAAAAGACUCAGUGCAAACAGUGUUUCUGACCCUCCGUCCCCGCCGGCAUCAAUUAGUGGGUCUAGAGAUACAGUGGGGAGCAAAGCAAACCGGAAAAACAAGUACCCCUGUCCCUUUGCUGCUAGUCAUAACUGUUCCGCAACCUUUACAACUUCGGGGCAUGCAGCGCGCCAUGGGAAGAAGCACACGGGGGAGAAAAGUGUGCACUGUCCAAUCUGCAACAAAGCCUUCACCCGGAAAGACAAUAUGAAGCAGCAUAUUCGGACGCAUCGGACACACUCCGAGGACAGGCCAACGGGUGUGACAGAGAGGGACAACGAUGCAAGUACCCGGUGGCGCGAGAGGAGGAACAGCCCUUUGUACAACCACCACCGAUCUGUGAGCCAGUCCCAGAUGGAUGGAAGUGCCUACGACAGCAUGACACCUAUGAGAUGAUCGCAAGUGGCUAUGCGUUCGUAGCCACCUGAAACGAGGUCAUCAUGAAUUUGAUGUGGAAAACGUGUUGAGGCGAACACACAUGAAGCAACCGAACCUUUUCAA